ACCGUUAGUCGGCGGUGGCCACAGCUGAUUUCACAUGUGCCUCUGAUCGCGUCGUACGCUCGCUCCGCGCGCCAUGCCGGCAAAACAUUAAAAACAUAAACGUGUAACAAAAUUAUAUAAAAAAAGUUGAACGUAAUUGGAAAAUUGUGAUUUUGUGUAAUUUGAAAGACGGUUCUGUUCGCGGGUUUUGAUUUACGAACUACGUUACGAACUGUGUUACGGCUUUUUUGCAUUGGCGGAAAUGUCAAUGUAAGCCGCGAUGCGCAGCGACAUGGCGUACCGCGGGCUCUCGCAGCACGUGGAGCUGGACCGCGCGGCCGACCCGCGCGACCGCUUCACGCUGCAGGAGCUCAUCGGCGAGGGAACCUACGGCGAGGUCUACUGCGCUCGCGACAAGAAGAGCGGGAGGCGAGUUGCCGUUAAGAUCUUGGAGAACAUCACUGAAAACAUCGAAGAGAUCGAGGAGGAAUUCCUAGUGUUUCGGGAUUUGUCCAGCCAUCCAAACAUUCCAGAAUUCUUCGGGCUGUUCUUGAAGCGCGGAGUCUGCUCUGAUGAUGACCAGAUAUGGUUCGUCAUGGAGCUCUGUACCGGAGGUUCAGUGACAGAUCUAUGCGCUGGUAUCCGCGAACACGGGAGUAACCUCACGGAGCCUCAACUGGCCUACGUCCUGCGAGGGACAGUCCGCGCUCUCACCCACCUACACGCUCACCGCUGCAUGCACCGGGACGUCAAGGGCCAUAAUAUUCUACUCACUGAGAACGGCGAAGUCAAACUCGUCGAUUUUGGAGUUUCCUCACAUUUAGCUGCUACUGCUGCACGGAGAAAUACUUCAGUAGGCACACCUUAUUGGAUGGCCCCAGAGGUCAUAGCAUGUGAACAGCAGCUGGAUCAUUCGUACGAUUGCAGAUGCGACGUUUGGUCAGUCGGCAUUACCGCUAUCGAACUAGCCGAAGGCGAACCUCCCUUAUCCGGACUUCAUCCAAUGAGGGCAUUGUUCCAAAUACCACGGAAUCCACCUCCUACGUUAGCGCAUCCUGAGCUAUUCUCAUCACAAUUAGCAGAUCUCAUUGCCGAGUGUUUGGUCAAAGAUAUGAACCAAAGACCAUUCGCGAGGGAACUUCUAGAGCAUCCUCUGUUAUUAGCUGUUAGUAGUUUUGAAGAAAAGAUUCGCAAAGAACUUCAAGCAGAAAUAAAACGCCAACGAGCUGAAGGCCGAAGCUGUCGAGCCCCCGAUGUAACUACAAAAAGAGGAAAACUAAAGUCACACAGAAAAUCACGUCCAGAAAAAAUGUAUACUGAUGAUCUAGCAACAUUAGAAGUACUAACAGAAGAUGCCAUCGUAGAGCAACUACAGAAAAGAUAUAACCAAAAUCAAAUAUAUACUUACAUUGGAGAUAUACUUGUGGCGGUCAAUCCUUUCACUGACAUAGGUAUUUACACUACCAAGAGUCAGCAAAUUUACCAAAGCCGUUGCCGCUCGGACAAUCCUCCCCACAUCUACGCUGUAGCAGAUGCAGCACACCAAGCUCUCAUGCACCAAAAACAGCACCAAGCUAUUGUUAUCUCAGGGGAGAGUGGCGCCGGCAAGACUGAGUCGGCCAACCUCUUGUUGAAACAGCUGGUGUUUCUCUCAAAGACACAAAGUGGUAACGUAGAAGAUAAAAUCCUGCAAGUAAACCCCAUCAUGGAGGCGUUUGGAAACGCUCGAACAGGCAUUAACGCCAACAGCUCGCGGUUCGGCAAAUAUUUGGAUUUGUCUCUCAUGAGAGUGGGGAGGAUAUCUGGGGCACGGAUUUCUGUUUAUCUUUUAGAACAAUCGAGAGUUGUUCACCAAGCGUUAGGCGAAAGCAAUUUUCACAUAUUUUACUAUCUAUAUGAUGGUUUGGAAAGUGAAGGGCGUUGGAGGAAAUUCUACCUUGACGAGCAACUCAAAUCUAGGCAUCGAUACCUUCAACCACUUUCUGUUGCUCAUCGUGAACAUAAUGUUCACCGCUGGCGACAAUUAAAUCAAGCGUUUAAGGUGGUCGGAUUUCAAGAGGAGGAGGUACAAAUAAUUUACAAAAUGCUAUCAGCAAUAUUACAUCUCGGCGAUAUAGAAUUUGGGGAGACCGCGGGGGAAGAUAACACCGAUAACAAAGCUACGAUAAUAGACACGGCACCUUUACAUAGAGCAUCAUGUCUAUUAGGCGUCGAGACAGGAGACCUCCGCGAGUGUCUGACUAGCAGCAGUGUGGUGGCCCGAGGGGAGACCAUAGCGCGACACUGCUCGCCCACCGAAGCGGCCGUGGCUCGGGACGCCACCGGCCGCGGCCUGUAUGCGCGUGCCUUCGACAGAAUAGUCGAGAGGAUCAACGCUUUGCUGUGUCAAAAUAGACCGUAUGGCGUUGAACAACUAUCCAUUGGAAUAUUAGAUAUCUUCGGAUUUGAAAACUUUAAUAGAAAUUCGUUUGAACAACUAUGCAUCAACAUUGCAAAUGAACAAAUACAGUACUAUUUCAAUCAACAUAUAUUUACUUGGGAGCAGCAAGAGUAUAUGGCAGAGGGUGUCCCCGUCGAUCUUGUAGAGUUCUCCGACAACAGACCCGUCUUAGACAUGUUGUUGUCAAGACCUAUGGGUCUGUUAGCUCUGCUUGAUGAAGAGAGCCGUUUCCCAAGGUCUACUGAUAGAAGCCUUAUUGAAAAAUUCCAUAAUAAUCUAAAGAGCAAAUACUACGUCCGACCAAAAUCAGACGCUAUAUGCUUUGCCAUUCACCACUUCGCCGGUCGCGUAGUUUAUCAAGCCGAUGGGUUCCUGGAGAAAAACCGCAAUUUCUUGCCCCCGGAAGUAGUUCAAUUGAUGCGACAAAGCCAAUACGACAUCAUUAGGUUCCUUUUCCAGUGUCCAAUUACAAAGACUGGCAAUUUAUAUUCCCCUCUGCAAGGAGAUAUGGACGCUAAUAGAAGUUUAGAUAGUUCAUGUGAUACUAGGCAGGACCGCUUCAACAGCCGUGGGCUUGCUUCACAAUCUCGCGCUCAGCAAACAGUGUCCACCUAUUUCCGAUAUUCUCUAAUGGAACUACUCCAGAAAAUGGUCAGUGGCUCGCCCCAAUUCGUGAGAUGCCUGAAACCAAACGAUUCGCGGUCACCAAAACAUUUUGAUUCUACGAAAAUUUUAAAGCAGCUUAGGUAUACGGGCGUUCUAGAAACUAUUAGAAUAAGACAAAAUGGGUUCUCCCAUCGAUUAACGUUUGAAGAAUUUUUGAAGAGGUACAGUUUUUUAGCAUUCAACUAUAACGAAGAAGUAAAACCGAACCGAGAUACGUGCCGUCUUUUGCUUUUAAGGCUAAAGAUGGACGGCUGGGCGCUAGGCAAAUCAAAAGUCUUCUUGAAGUAUUAUCACGUUGAAGUACUCGCCCGAAUCUAUGAGGAACAGAUUCGGAAAGUAGUAUUAAUACAAGCGUGUGGUCGAGGAUGGCUCGCUCGACGGUACUUCCUACGGCUGAAGGCCCAGAUGGCUAUAUCUGUACUCACGCUGCAAAAACACGUGAGAGGCUGGCUCACCAGGAAACGACUCCAAGAACGACAGAGACAGCUAGCUAGGGAGUUCCAGAGGGAACAGAUGGAACAGGACAGUCGAAAACAUAAAUCCGGUGCUGCAUUAAUUAAAAACAAGGCCAUGAUGAAAGCGAAGAUUUUAAGGAAGAUGACGUCAAACGAUAGCGACAACAACGACACCAAUUCCGGCAGCAAUAAAGAAAACGUCGAUUCAAAUAAAGCUGCAGUUGUUAUCCAGAGUCAUUUCCGGGGUUACACCGCACGGCGCAAAUGGGCGAAGGGCCGAGCGCCGCCGCCGCCUCAACACCCAGCACCCUCACCGCAGCAGCUCAUGCAGCAGUACUCUGUGCAGGAGCGGGCCAGCCAGCUGCAGUCCUUCGCGGACCAGGUGCACGACAAAAACCAAGAGGUCCACAAGAACCUGCGUCGCAACAAGCCUGGCGUACGUCUGUCGCAAGUCUCGCGGCCGCCCGCCGAGUACCGUCCGCCCCCCGGCUUCACGCUCGUGCCGGCCAUCGUGCGUGGUCAAGUGACGCAACUCGAGCAGGACGCCAGCCGCCUCUCCAGUCCCUCGCCAGAAUUCCUAGAGAGCAUUGCAAGGCCCUGGGAUGAACCCUUUAUUAAUAAAGAAUAUGAGAUCAGGCCAUCAAGGGCCAACAGGAGCAAUCACCAGCCGGUCGAGCAGUGCGGCGAGCACCGGCACCACCUAGUUAACCAAAACUGGCAGAACCUGCCCUGCAGCCGUCAGUGCGGCGGCCUCGUCAGUAACAAGAUAAUCGAGCUAGUUAAGCAGUCACACAAGGCAGACCCUCCUCCGCGGCCAGUCUACAAUCCAACACACGACCCAGAGUCAGACUUCCGAAAGAUUCUUCGCAACUCGCCAGAAAUCCUUGCCACACCUAUCUUCAGCUCUGACGAUGACUACACAGAAGGCCCGUUCAGGUUCAAACAGCUACUCCGGCCAACGCUAGGACCAACGGAAAGUUUAAGGAAACGAAAGGUUAGAAAUUCGCCCGGACAAAGUCCAUGGAUGUCAGACAGUUCUCAAGAUAGUACCGGAUCUAAGCAGGCGCUGUACAACAAGCGCAGGCCGCAGAUCAGUAUGGGCGUUUAUUAUAACUAGCCGAAACUGUGUCUCUCGUAACGAUUCAAAACUUUGCUGUGGUCAACGCUAGGUUUAACGGAUUCGAACGACUCCAGAGACUAGACAAACAUCGUGGAUGUUGCAAAGUUUCCUGGACAGAACUGACUAUAAGCAGGCUCAACAAGCGCAAGGCGCGAAAAGUCCGUCUAAGCUAACGCCCGACUUGAACAAAACAAAGUGAAGUGGUGUCAUUACCUUUUUUUAUUAGCCUAUGUGUGUGUCCCACUGCUGGGCAAAGACCUCCUCUCUCCCUGUCCAAUCCUCCCUGUGCUGAGCAAGAUCCCGCCAAUCCCGCUGGAACGUAUCCAAAUCGUCCCGCCAUCUCUUUCUCGGUCUGCCUCUGCCACGACUACACUGGGGAUGCCAGCUAGUGGCUAUUUUGCCCCAUCUGUCAUCAUGCAUCCGGCAGACAUGUCCAGCCCAGUCCCACUUUAGCCUGGCGAUCUCCACCCCAACAUCGACGACUCGGGUUUUGGAGCGAAGCUCUGUGUUCCUCACCCUGUCAGAUUAGCAUGUGUGUCAUUAUAAACGACAUAAUUCAUUUCAUAGAAAUUUGAGAUUAAUGAUGACAUUCGCACAAUUUGUCAUUGCAAAUUACAUGCAGAUGUACCUUAGUCUUGGUUUUUAGUCCAGUUGUAGUCAACUGAACUGAAACGGUAGAACGAUAGAAACGGUAGUCCGUUUCUUUUUGUGUAACAGAUGGACACUACAAAACAUGCCUUUUAUUAAUGACCCUAUAUUAUCCUUUUGAAUUUAAUAAUUAGUUGGUAUAUAUCACAUUUUGCCAUGAGUAGUUUAUAAAUGAUUAUCUUGGCUUAUAUUCUAAUAACAGUUAUGAAUACCGUCCUAGAUUUUACAAGAAUGCGCAUACCGCAUUCAGAUACAUCUUAAGAUAGUGCAGUAUAUCGUGCUUUACCUGUAUGUUAUAUUCGUAUUUGAUUUGUAUCUUACAGUUAUUGUAUUGUUACAGAUUCCGUUCUAAUCGGCUUAUUUUAAUUUUUUAUUAAGUAAAUACAUAAAUAUUAAGUUACACCUUUAGUUGAGAAUUCGUAUGUAAUAUGUUCUCGUACCACCAAUAAAAUGAUUCUAUUAGAUUUAAUAUAUUUACUAAUAAUGUUUCCAAACAUAUUUUAUAAUACCAUUUACCAAAGUUUAACUCCUAAAUAAUAUAGGUAACUUCUGCAUAACUUUAAAUGUAAAAAUUUACUACUUAUCCCUAUCUUAGAGUAUUGCAUGUGUGCUACAAUUUAUGUUAUUUUUAUUCGUUGCAUUUUCUGUAAGUACGAGUCUUGUAGUAAAAUUAUGUAAGGUGUAUUCUUCAUUCUUACUUAUCCUAUUAUGUAAACAAACGCUCUUCGAAGACAUUUAUUACACUUUUCUCUGGAAUUACACAAUAAUCACAACUUAAAAUGUUGUUGAAAUCAUCCAAUCACUACAUUUCCGCUGUCUGUAGAUAUGUAUGCUUAGAUCUUUAAGACUACGCAACGAAUUUUGAUGCGGUUUUUUUAAAUAGAUUAAGAGGAAGGUUUAUAUGUAUAAUUUGUAAAGGUUUUGUGUAAAUUAGUUGAACUACCCGUGCGAAGCCGGGGCGGGGCGCUAGUAACCACUAAAAAUAUAUUUUCUAAUAAGAUUUUUCAUCAAUAACCGCAGUAACAUUACGAUGUCUAGAUUGUCUAUGAAUGGUAUUGUUGGAAUGACACAUUUUCGUCACGUUUGUUUACAUGAUAAGUCACGUAAGGAUGAAUACACUAAUAUUAUAUAAAUUUCACGGUUUUCAUCAGUAUUAUUAUGUUAUGUUUUAUAUACAUAUUAUUAUAUUACCUAUAUUAACGACAACUGAACUAAGAGACAUGCAAAAUAUGAUAAUAAGGUGUAUUUGGGUAAUUCCAACUAUUUCAAUAUUUCGGCUAAUUCCAAAAAUCAUCCACAAUUCCAUUUUAUUAGUCAUUUAUUAAUUCCAUUUUUUUAUUUUUGGAAUUACUCGACAUUCUGAAAUUUUCGGAACUGCUCGGAUACACCACAUUAAUGUUCUCGCCCCGAAUAGGGUUGUUUUACUUCGUAUAUCGCUUAGUUUAUUUGUCUGUGAUAGUAUCUACAAAAAUGUUAAGUUAUUAAUGUUUAGUUAUUGUAAUUAGAUCUCACAGGAGAACACAAUUGCAUAGAUAAUAUUGUUAUUUACUUUAUUAAUUAAUUGCCAUUUCAUACAUUGUAGAGCAAGGAAGAAAUAAACAUAUAUCAUUGACAACCUUUGUGAUAAUGUGCCAAUGAUUACUCGUAAGUUUUAGUUGUUUGAAUGGAAUGAAUUGAAAAUAAAUAUGUAUUGUUGAUACAAAUAUUGUUUUACUGCUCGA
Messenger RNA from Cydia strobilella, 7029 nucleotides. RefSeq names its product myosin-IIIb-like. Gene Ontology annotation, biological process: regulation of actin filament length; peptidyl-serine phosphorylation. NCBI's taxonomy places the organism in Eukaryota, Metazoa, Arthropoda, Insecta, Lepidoptera, Tortricidae. The transcript is spliced from 22 exons. The record is from RefSeq and is a predicted model, not a curated record. The coding region runs from base 260 to 4657 and encodes 1465 amino acids. Gene Ontology annotation, molecular function: microfilament motor activity; protein serine/threonine kinase activity; protein binding. Gene Ontology annotation, cellular component: myosin complex.